AUUCUUCGCCAUUAAUUUUUCUCUUUCUCUUUCUACAAACUACAAGAGUCAUUCACACCACCACCGUCAGACCCUUUUCGCUUGUCUCUCGCCUUAAAUCACGACACAUAGUAGACGCCUUUCUUAUCUACCAGGAAACUCCAAUUCUAGUUCUGGGUGUAAUCGAAGAAACACGGCCGGCCAAUCCAGGUUCUGUUAAUGGCGGAUGAUUCAAAGCAGUCGUCGUCGUCGAACGGCGGCAGUCUGAUCUCUGAAAUGAAGCACGUUUUCGCUCUAUUACGGACUAAGAGAACCGGCGCCAUCGCCUAUGUCUUUAUGUUUGCUUUCAUCGCCUUUACCCUCUUCCUAGCCUUCAACCCAUCUUCAAACUCUUCUUCCCCAUGGUUCUCCAAUAUCUUCUCCAACAGUGUCACUUCUACUAAUUCGGGAACUGGGUCGUCUAUUUUUUCCGAUGAUUCCUACAGAUCUCACUUUUCCUCUAUUUUCUCCUACUUUUUGCCUAAUUCUUCUCAACAACAAUACAGCGAUUUUGCUCCGCCUCCAUUGUCAAUCGACAAAAAUACCAGAUCUCAGAACACCACCGGGAUGAUAAAUCAGACGUUGGGUGAAAAGGGUGAAGCUAUUUUGAAGGCUAAUGAGACAUCACAGCAACCGCCGCCUGCAAAUAACCAAACACUAGCUAAGGAUAAAUUUGAAGUCCCCAAAUCAAAUAAGACCACAAUUCAGCCGACAAACCCAAAACAGAACGUGGCUUCAGUUCCCAAGGCAUCUCCGGCAAACCCAAAGCAGAACGUGGCUUCAGUUCCUCAGGCAUCUCCUCCGGCAAACCCAAAGCAGAACGUGUCUUCAGUUCCGAAGGCAUCUCCGGCAAACCCAAAACAGAACGUGGCUUCAGUUCCUCAGGUAUCUCCUACGGCAAACCCAAAACAGAACGUGGCUUCAGUUCCGCAGAUAUCUCCUCCGGCAAGUUCAAACAAAACUGAGAAGGAAGAGAAUAAGGUUGUAGAGAACGGGAAGGUUAACAAUUUGACAUCAUCCUUGGCAAAGAAACAGAGUAACGGAUCGAAUUCCGGUUUACCAGAAGUUAAUUUAGUUGAAUCUAUGUUUGGUUGCGAUCUGUUCGAUGGAGAGUGGGUGAGGGAUGAAUCUUAUCCGCUUUAUAAACCUGGGUCUUGUUCAUUGAUUGACGAACAGUUCAACUGUCACCUUAACGGUAGGCCUGAUAAUGGUUACCAGAAACUGAAAUGGAAACCCAGAGGCUGCAGUAUUCCGAGGUUAAAUGCAACUCAUAUGUUGGAAUUGUUGAGAGGAAAGAGGCUGGUUUUCGUUGGAGAUUCUCUGAAUAGGAAUAUGUGGGAAUCUCUGGUCUGCAUCCUUAGAAACUCUGUAAAGAAUCAAAAGAAUGUUUAUGAAGCAUCUGGUAGACAUCAUUUUCGAUCUGAAGUGUCUUAUUCUUUCGUGUUUAAGGAUUAUGACUGCACGGUUGAAUUCUUUGUUGCUCCUUUCUUGGUGCAAGAGUGGGAAGUUUCAGAAAAGGAUGGAUCAAAGAAGGAAACACUUAGACUCGACAUAAUUGGAAGGUCGGCCGAUCUGUAUAAGAAUGCAGAUAUCAUAGUUUUUAAUACUGGCCAUUGGUGGACUCAUGACAAGACCUCCAAAGGGAAAGAUUACUAUCAAGAAGGCUCUCAUGUCUAUAGCGAAUUGAACGUUCUGGAGGCAUUCAGGAAAGCCCUGACCACAUGGGGAAGAUGGGUUGAUGCCAAUGUCAAUCCCACAAAAACCCAUGUUUUUUUCCGAGGUUACUCCGCCUCUCAUUUCAGUGGCGGGCAGUGGAAUUCAGGGGGGCAAUGCAACAAUGAAACCCAGCCGAUAAAGGAGAGGAGUUAUCUAAAAGAAUAUCCGCCAAAGAUGAGGACAUUGGAGAGAGUAAUUAAAGGGAUGAAAUUUCCAGUUUCAUAUCUAAACAUCACAACUCUAACUGAUUAUCGAAAGGACGGGCACCCAUCGGUGUACAGAAAACAGAGGUUCAGCGAUGAGGAGAAAAAAUCGCCAUUGUUGUUCCAGGAUUGCAGCCAUUGGUGCCUUCCCGGGGUGCCCGACGCAUGGAACGAGAUCCUCUAUGCCGAGCUUUUGAUAAAACAGCACCAGAGUAACCGGCUGCCUAAAAGACCUUCCUAGUAAAGUAUAGUCAAACAUAUUCACGUUUUGUCGGGGUAAUUGUUCUCCAAGGAAAGUGAGAAAGAGAGAUAUAUGCUUUUUUUAUAUAUAUAUAUAAUAAUACCAAUAUGUAGAUUGAUUGUCUAUAAUAUAUAGUAUUUAUUACCAAGAUAAAUGAAUAGUAGUGGUAGUAAUAGAUAGGCACGCAAUUUGCAAUAUUUAUUUUUUGUAUUUGUUGUUUCUCUAAGAAUGAGAAGAAGAGAGAAAGUAUUUGAGUAUUUA
Impatiens glandulifera is the source of this 2439-nucleotide messenger RNA. Its product is annotated as protein trichome birefringence-like. Gene Ontology annotation, molecular function: O-acetyltransferase activity. The transcript has 5 exons. NCBI's taxonomy places the organism in Eukaryota, Viridiplantae, Streptophyta, Magnoliopsida, Ericales, Balsaminaceae. Bases 199 to 2178 code for a protein of 659 amino acids. The record is from RefSeq and is a predicted model, not a curated record. Gene Ontology annotation, cellular component: Golgi apparatus.